UCGCCAUCGUCACUUGUUAACUACAACUUCUUAAUUAAACACCUUCACAAAAACUCAUAUUCCACCUAUCAAAAUGACUGGAGGCAAAUCUGGAGGCAAGGCCAGCGGCAGCAAGAACGCCCAAUCCCGCUCGUCUAAGGCCGGUCUCGCCUUCCCCGUUGGUCGUGUCCAUCGUCUGCUCCGCAAGGGCAACUAUGCCCAGCGUGUUGGUGCCGGUGCUCCCGUUUACCUCGCUGCCGUCCUUGAGUAUCUCGCCGCCGAAAUCCUUGAAUUGGCUGGCAACGCUGCUCGCGAUAACAAGAAGACCCGUAUCAUCCCUCGUCACCUUCAGCUCGCCAUCCGCAACGAUGAGGAACUGAACAAGCUUCUGGGUCACGUCACCAUUGCCCAGGGUGGUGUCCUCCCCAACAUCCACCAGAACCUUCUGCCCAAGAAGACCCCCAAGAGUGGAAAGGGCCCGGGAAGCCAGGAGCUGUAAACAAUUUCUUUCUAAUUUGGGUUCUCUGAUUCGGCGCGGUUUGGUUCUCUUAUUGAUGUGAUAACGGGGUUCU
This is a messenger RNA of Aspergillus eucalypticola CBS 122712, 551 nucleotides long. RefSeq names its product histone H2A. Gene Ontology annotation, molecular function: DNA binding; structural constituent of chromatin; protein heterodimerization activity. Gene Ontology annotation, cellular component: nucleosome. The record is from RefSeq and is a predicted model, not a curated record. Lineage: Eukaryota; Fungi; Ascomycota; Eurotiomycetes; Eurotiales; Aspergillaceae. Bases 74 to 478 code for a protein of 134 amino acids. The transcript is spliced from 4 exons.